Egretta garzetta (little egret) is the source of this 1173-nucleotide messenger RNA. RefSeq names its product terminal nucleotidyltransferase 5C (gene TENT5C). The transcript has a single exon. Bases 1 to 1173 code for a protein of 390 amino acids. Lineage: Eukaryota; Metazoa; Chordata; Aves; Pelecaniformes; Ardeidae. Gene Ontology annotation, molecular function: poly(A) RNA polymerase activity; RNA binding. The record is from RefSeq and is a predicted model, not a curated record. Gene Ontology annotation, biological process: mRNA stabilization.
AUGGCAGGCAAAGGAAGUAACACAGACUGCAUGUCAUGCAGUGUACUGAACUGGGAGCAGGUCUGCCGUCUGCAUGAGGUUCUUACAGAGGUGGUUCCGAUCCAUGGACGAGGUAACUUCCCGACGCUAAAGAUAACUCUGAAGGACAUAGUUCAGACUGUCCGAAGUAGGCUGAGUGAAGCAGGCAUUGUGGUACAUGACGUCCGUCUGAAUGGCUCUGCAGCUGGUCAUGUGCUGGUCAAGGAUAAUGGGCUGGGAUGCAAAGACCUGGAUCUCAUCUUUCAAGUUUCUCUUCCAAGUGAGGCAGAGUUUCAGUUGGUUCGAGAUGUGGUGUUGCGAUCCCUCUUGAAUUUCUUGCCAGAAGGAGUCAGCAAGCUGAAAAUCAGUCCAGUAACACUGAAGGAAGCCUACAUCCAGAAGCUAGUCAAAGUGUACACAGAAUCUGACCGUUGGAGCUUGAUAUCACUUUCCAACAAACAUGGCAGGAAUGUGGAGCUGAAGUUUGUGGACUGUAUACGUCGACAGUUUGAGUUCAGUGUGGACUCCUUCCAAAUCAUACUGGACUCCCUGCUGUUUUACUAUGACUACUCGGAAACCCCCAUGUCGGAGCACUUCCAUCCAACUGUGAUUGGGGAGAGCAUGUAUGGAGACUUUGAAGCGGCUUUUGAUCACCUCCAGAACAAGCUGAUAGCUACCAAAAAUCCUGAAGAGAUCAGAGGUGGUGGGCUUCUGAAGUAUAGUAACCUUUUAGUACGAGACUUCAGGCCCAUGGAUAAGGAUGAGAUCAAAACAUUAGAGCGCUACAUGUGCUCCAGAUUCUUCAUAGACUUCCCAGACAUCCUGGAUCAGCAGCGCAAACUAGAGACCUACCUUCAGAACCACUUCUCCAAAGAAGAGAGGAGCAAAUACGACUACCUCAUGAUUCUGCGCAGGGUGGUGAAUGAGAGCACGGUCUGUCUCAUGGGACAUGAGCGAAGGCAGACUCUCAACUUGAUUUCUCUGCUAGCGCUCAAAGUACUGGCAGAACAAAACAUCAUCCCUAAUGCCACUAAUGUUACCUGUUACUACCAGCCAGCACCUUAUGUUAGUGAUGUAAACUUCAGCAACUACUAUCUUGCAAAUGCUCCUGUGCCGUACAGCCAGUCCUACCCCACUUGGUUGCCUUGCAAUUGA